Messenger RNA from Etheostoma spectabile (orangethroat darter), 1713 nucleotides. RefSeq names its product bone morphogenetic protein 15 (gene bmp15). Lineage: Eukaryota; Metazoa; Chordata; Actinopteri; Perciformes; Percidae. The coding region runs from base 175 to 1542 and encodes 455 amino acids. Gene Ontology annotation, molecular function: growth factor activity; cytokine activity. The transcript has 2 exons. Gene Ontology annotation, cellular component: extracellular region. The record is from RefSeq and is a predicted model, not a curated record.
UACGCUCCUAUCCCGAGGGGUUAAUUGGGGUCACUUCAAAUUCAGGAAGUUAACUGUCAAAAAUGGCCAGUGAUCAGGUGAGCCUGUAAUUUACGCCCUCGGCCGUGCAGAGGAUGGUUGCCAAUUAUAGCCUCGUUGGUGGAGCUCGCUAGCACCAGAGGUUUUAUAACAAACAUGAAGGCGACCCGCACCAAACACGGCUUACUUCGUGCCUGCGGCCUGUCCUGUUUCAUCUUCCUGCUGUGCACCGGAGUUGUGGCCGGGCGGGAACUGGCCUCUCAUCACCGCACGAUGAAGCGCAGCCGUCGGAGCCAUCAGAGCGCGAGGCACAAAGGAGCGCACCACCGGCCGCUGACGGACGAGCAGAAAGCGGACCAGAACCUGCAGUUCAUGUUGACUUUGUACCGGAGCGCAGCCGAACCGGACGGCAGGCCCAAACAGCACCGGAAGUUCGGCUCCAACACGGUGCGCCUGCUGAGGCCGUCGGCGUCGUCGGUGUACUACCUGCCGGCGUCCAGAGACCACCACUACAGCUUCACAGUGGAGUACAGCCUCGACACUCUUCCCUCGGAGCAGUUGAUCAAAGCCUCUUUCAUCCACCUCAACUCUUCAUCCUCUUCCUCCUCCACCCCAACCUCGAGCCCCACCCAGGCCCUCAAGUUGUCGCGCUGCAGGGCUCAGAUCAAGUCGCUGGGCAAAGAGAGCCUGGUCAAUCUCGAGCCCCAUGAGCGGUGGACGGAGACAGACAUCACCGCGCACGUCCAGCAGGGGAAGAGCUUUGGUCCGGGGGCCCACCUGACCCUCACCGCCCAGUACUGGUGCACAGAGCCUCGGCAUGACGAAGAGGACGGCAGCCUCUCGUGGGGGUGGGGGUUUCGUCCUCCAGGGAGAAAAAGAUGGAGAGGUGAACCUCUUGAAGUCCCAUCUCUCCUUUUGUACCUGGAGGAGGAAAGGGAAGUGAAGGACUGGAUGGGGGACUUGCUGGGGGCUGAAGGGGAAGACAUCAUGAGGCGAAUAGGGCAGUGGCAUCCUUCGGUACGCCGCCGCCGCUCCAAAGACCAUUCCUCUUCAGAGGCCAAAGACACUUCGCUGGAUGUUCUGAAAAACGCACCUGCUGCUUCCUCCUCCUCCUCCUCCUCCUCCUCCUCCUCUUCUUCUUUCUCCAUCUCCUCCUCUUCCUCCAUCAUCUCUGACAUCCCCAACUACAAACACAAAACCAGCAUGCCCAAGAACCGCUGCAAGCUCCACUCGUUUCGCCUCUCGUUCGACGAGCUCGGCUGGGGUCACUACUUCAUCGCUCCGCCGGUGUACAACCCGCGGUUCUGCCAGGGCAACUGCCCGAGGGUGCUGCCGUACGGCUUCCAUUCCCCCAACCACGCCAUCAUCCAGACGGUCAUCAACGACCUGGGUGUCGGGGACGUGCCCCCUCCGUCCUGCGUGCCUUACAAGUACAUGCCCAUGAGCGUGUUAGUUGUGCACAAGAAGAAGGUUGAGUACAGGGAGCUGGAGGACAUGGUGGCGGAGUCGUGCACGUGUCGCUAAAUACUCGAGCAGACUUGGAUAUGCUUAGCACUGAGAGACGAGACUAAAGGGGGCAGAUUCGAUGGGUCAUUUGUUUGAUCUACGGCUUGGCGGCCAACCAUAAUGAGCUCGAGACGGGAAGGAGGAAGUCUUUGUGGUUUCAGAUUUUCACCAUUCCUGUUAAAGCACUUU